Bursaphelenchus okinawaensis is the source of this 6704-nucleotide messenger RNA. The record is from the annotation of a GenBank genome assembly. Lineage: Eukaryota; Metazoa; Nematoda; Chromadorea; Rhabditida; Aphelenchoididae.
AUGUCCCAAAUAGCGUCGGCGGUGAAAAACGAACCGCCGCCUUCAGUUCAUCCGCCUGAAGAUGAACACGGAAUGAAGCAUCAGAUCUCCAUAACACACAGUAAUGCUGAGGAAAAAGUGGAUAAGGACACUGUAAGUUAAAUAUAUUUUUAAAAAAGGACUUUUGAAAAUUGUAUAGUUUUUUUAGGGUAGGGUAUUUUAUAUUUAGGCCCUUUAUGCUAUUUUUAAGCAUUUUUAGGGCUAUUAUUGCGAUUUUUUUGUUUUUUUUGAGAUGUAAAGAAAGUUCUUGCGGAUUUUUUAAAAUUUGUUUUAAUAGAAUGCAAGGGCUUGUCAUUAUGUGUUUUGUUACAAAAUUGUUUGGCAUUUGAAGAAUUGUACAAAAAGUUAUGGCACUAAAAAGGGAAAGAUCGUCGAUUUUUUUUGGUUUGUAGGACGUCUUUAAGCUGUAAAGAAAGUCGUUGCUAAUUUUCAAAAAAUUUGUUUUGACAGAAUGAAAGGGCUUGUCAUUCUGUGUUAUGGCACAAAGUUUUAUUUGAUUUGAGGUUUAGCACAAAAAGUUAUGGCACUUUUAAGGAAAGUUUUUGCGAUUUUGCCUGAUUUUUGAGACUUUUGUGAGUUGUAAAGAAAGUUCUUGCUGAAUUUUGUGAAAUGUGUUUUAACAUAAUGAAAACACUUGUUAAUGUGAGUGUUGUCACAAACAUUUAUGACUUGUAAAAUUUUUUUAAGGAAAAUUUUUGUGACUUUGCUUGAUUUUUGCUGCUUUUUCGAGCUGUAAAGAAAGUUUCUACACAUUUUUUACAAAAUCAUUUAAAUAUGGUAAAAGAGAAUGAUAUCUUUACCAUUUUGCAUUAAAAGCAUAAUGUUAAAAAUGACAUUUUAAAGCUUCUUGUAUUAGUUUUAAGACUGUUUUUGGCCACUUUGAAGGGUUUUUUGAGAUGUAAGGAAAGUUUUUGCAUAAUUUUUAAAAUUUUUUUACAAUAUAAAUGUUUUAGCCUUGCAUUUUACGACCGUUCCGAUCGAUUCAACGUGCUUAUUUAACAUUAAAAGGGGACAUCUCAUCAAUAUGCUUGUUGUUGUUCCUAUACCUACUACAAGUAAGUGCUACCUUCCUAAAAAGAUGGCAACCUAGUUUUUUUUUGUAAAAUACGUCUUCAAAUCUAGGUUUUCAAAAUUUUUUUUUUUAAAUUUUUUUUAAGUUCGAACUUUUUAAAGAUUAUAUUAACCAUGCUUUCAGGGUAUCCCACUUGGUCUAAUAGCUGCAGUGCCAUUGUUAUUGCAAAGCAAAGGCAUCACUUACUCACAACAAGCCGUUUUCUCAUUUUCACAUUGGCCGUUCAGGUGAGUUUUGUCAUUUUGAAGGGUUUUUGGGCUGUGUCAAUUUUGGCGGGAAAAUUGAAAUUUGAAUUUUUGGAUUAACAUAAACUGACUAAAACAAAAAAAAAAGAUUUUAUGGUAAAAUACGAGGAUUGAUUGUUUCUGUUAUUAAAAAAAAUUACUAUUUGACAUUUAUAAAAUACGAUUUUAAAUUUGGCGUUCAUUUUGAAAUUUGUAUUUUUCGACGUGAAAAUUGGUCGAUAAAUCAAUAAAUACGUAAGUUUUUGAGAGAAAUACGAUGGGUACGUUCUUUCAGUAACUUUCAUUUAAAAAAUCCUAUUUUUGUUUAUAAAGUACAGUUUUUCAUUUUGGCGGGGAAAUCGAAAUUUGAAUUUUUUAUUAUUAAGAUUGGUCGAUGUAAUUCGGUUUUUUUUUGUAAAGUAUGAGCAUUUCUUUGUUGCCUGAGAUAAACAAAAAUUUUUUAUUGUUUUUUUUUUAAUUAUGAUUUACUUUUUCGAAAAAUUCAAAUUUAAAUUUUCCCGCCAAAUUAAAAGACCCGUAUUUUAUAAAUGUAAAAUAGUAAUUUUUUAAUAACAAAAGUGAUUAUAAAAUCGUAUUUUACCAUAAAAUCACUCUUGUUUUGGUUUUGAUCAGCAUAAAUUGAUCCGAAAAUUCAAAUUUCAUUUUUUCCGCCAAAUUUAAAAAUCGUUUUUUAUAUAUGUAAAAUGGUACUUUUUGAACUUUUUUAAUAAACAAGUUUUUUUUAGAAUCGUAUUUUACCAUAACAUCAAUUUCUUUUGAGUUUGACUAUGUUCUACUAAUCUGAAAAUUCAAAUUCCAUUUUUCCCGCCAAAACUCUAAUCAUUUGAUAAACCCCCACAACUGCCAUUUUUUAGUAUGAAAUUGCUAUGGGCCCCAAUAGUCGAUUCGUUAUUUUUUCGCCGAAUUGGCCGAAGGAAGUCCUGGAUGGUACCGUGUCAAUACCUGAUUGGUACCUUCUUACUGGUCGUUAGUUAUUAUGUGAACCAAAUUAUGGGUACUGAUGGGAGUGGAACGCCCAACAUCUUCUUCUUAAUGUGUGUGUUCUUACCGUUGAACUUUUUGGCCGCGACACAGGAUAUCGCUGUGGAUGGAUGGGCUCUUACUAUGUUGUCACGGUAGGUAUACUGUAGUUUGUAUUGUGAGUAUCGUGGGGAGGGGAAGAACGGGGGGGGUGGGGGGUAGAUAUAAAAAAAUGGUAAAAUACGACUGGAUCUGAUCUAGAUAUGAAUUUUUUGUUAUUUAUUACUAAAAAAGGUCAUUUUAUACGAAGAGCGACAUGUUAUACGAUGAAACAUGACCUAGGAGGAUAACAAGUGCCAUUCUUUAUGAUAGGUCAUCAACUGUUCUACAAAAGUUUAUUAUUUUAUGACAUACAGGAACAUUUUUUAUUAUUUUAAUACAUUUUUGGCCAUCAAUAAGCGUUUUUUACAAAAAAAAGUGACAUGUUAUACGAUGAAAAAUGCCCUGGUUAAAAACUGCCAUUUUUAAUGAGGGGUCUUGAAAUUUGAUUUAAAGACAUUAUAUAUUACAAAGAUACGUUUCUUUUAAUUGUGGACCUUUUGUGAUAAAGGAGACAUGUUAUACGAUGACACAGGUCCGAGUGUAGCAAGUGCCACUCUUUAUGUUAGGGGAUGACGUAUUUUACAAAAAUCAACUAUUUUAUUUUUUAAGGAACAUUUUUUACUAUAGUAAUACAUUUUUGGCCAUCAACGGCCGUUUUAUACAAAAAAAGUGACAUUUUAUACGAUAAAACGUGUCCUAAUAUAAAACUGCCGUUUAUAAUGAGAGGUUAUGAAACUUGAUUUAAUGAUAUUUUGUACUACAAAGAUACAUUUAACUUAAUUUUAUUUUUUUUGUAAUAAAAGAGACAUGUUAUACGAUAAAACGUGUCUUUUAUACAAAUUGCCAUUUUAUAUUAAACUGUUGUUGAAAUUUGAAAAAAUAACGAAUUUUGUAGAAAAAACGUUGGCUACGCCUCAACGUGUAAUGUUGUUGGCCAAACAGUCGGUUUUUUCAUGGGAAAUGUGGUCUUUCUGACCCUUCAAAGCAAAGACUUCGCUAACAAAUGGAUUCGCACAGUGCCACAGGACAAGGGACUGGUCGAGUUUGAUGGUAGGUUCAACAAUAUUUAAUUUUUAAGAAAUUUUUUGUCUAAAAAGUGGUCGUAUGUUAAUUUUAAAAUGGUUUUUAUUGUUUGAGAACUGAAUUUGGGGCAUUCUGAGGGAAAAAAUGCUUAAGAAAGGCUUUCUGCAGCCUGCGCGGUUCAUCUUAUACGUUGAAAUGUGUUUUUAUAAGAAUUUUUAAAAAAUUGUGAUUUUUUUUUAAUAUUGUAAAAUACGUCAGUGUGGUUUAUUAGUAAAAAGUGUUUUAUAAGAGUUUCAGGGUAUGGUAAUUUUCAGGGCAGGGUAGUUUUUAGUUCAUGCUUCUUCCUAGAGCAUGGUAAUUUUUUUUCGGCAUGGUAAUUUUUAAGCCUUGGUUAUUUUUCGGGUAUGGUAAUUUUUAGGGCAUGGUCAUUUUGAAGGCAUGGUCAUUUUUAGAACAUGGUAAUUUUGAAAGCAUGGUACUUUUUUGGGCAUGUCAAUUUUUAGGGCAUGGUAAUUUUUAGGACAGGUUAACUUUUUUAUGGUAGGGUAGGGUAAAGUAGGGUAGGGUACCGUAUCAUAACUUAUAUGUUUUGUUUUUCAGGCUUUGUCUUUUUUUGGGGCUGGGUCUUCAUAGUCUCGACGACGCUGGUGUUCAUCUUCAAGAAGGAGGUGGAUCACUCUUCACCUUCAGCUCAGGACAAGAUGGAGAAUCAAUCAGACGAUGAGAUUCACCUCAAUGUCUUCCAGACCUACUCGAUCCUGCUCAAGAUCCUCUGUUUAAAGCCAAUGAGGAUCAUGGUGGUACUCCUCUUAACGGCCAAAAUCGCCUUCGCCGCCGCGGACUCUAUGACCGAUUUGAAGCUGAUCAAUGCUGGGAUCACGGCUGAUAAGAUCGCUUCAAUUUCGAUAUUUUUAACCCCGCUACAGAUCAUUUUACCGUGGUUAUUGGGGAAACAAAUCGCUGGACCCAAGCCACUGAAUGUCUACUUGUUGGCUUAUCCUUAUAGGUAGGUGGAUGGUUUGGGUUUAUGUGAGCUGGAAAGAAAGUCCUUGCCAUUUUUUAUUUUGUAAAGAAAGUUCUUGCCAUUUUUUGUUUUGUAAAGAAAGUUCUUGCCAUUUUUUGUUUUGUAAAGAAAGUUCUUGCCAUAUUUGAUUUUUAAAGGACUUUUGAUCCAAAAAUUGACGAUUUUUGAGCUGUAAAGAAAGUUUUUGCAUGAUUUUAAAAAAUUUGUUUUUACAUACUGAAAGAACAUGUCAUUUUGUGUUAUUUUACAAAACUUUAUGUUAUUAGAGAUUUGAAAAAAAAGCUAUGGCACUUUAAAAAAGUGGAAGUUGAAGAUUUUCAGUGAAAAAUACAUUAUAAAUCUUUCACUCAACUUCCAUUUUAAAAAAAGUCUUAAAAUGAGUUAAAAACAUCAUUUUUAAGGUUUUUAAGAGUGGAAGUUGGGUUGAAGAUUUGUAAUGUAUUUUGCACUGAAAAUCUUCCACUUAAUUUCCACUACUAAAAAGUGUCAAAAACGUGUUUUUAGGCCAUUUUACGACAUUUUAAAAGUGGAAAUUAUGUGGAAGAUUUUUAAUGAAAAUUAAAUUACAAAUCUUCCACAUAACUUCCACUUUUUUGUAAAGGCUUAUGUGGUUUGUUAUGCUUAAAAAUGGAGUUUAAAAUGUGUUUUAAUUACUCUGAGGCUGAUAAGUCUCUAUUUCAGGAUAGUAAUGGGCGUGGUAUUCGCGGCUCUAGUCUUUUGGACCCCUUACUUCCGCCUACCUAAUGGUGAAUACCCAUACACUUACUAUGGUAUAUGGAUAAGUGCCUUUUAUCUUCAUCAAAUCGCUUCCUACUGCUAUUUCUUAUCACUUAUGGCAUUUUUCGCUCAAAUUUCUGAUCCAAAGAUUGGUGGUACCUACAUGACAUUACUGAAUACCUUGAGUAACUUGGGUGGUAACUGGCCAUCAACUUUUGUUUUAUCAGUUACUGACUUCUUUAACAAGAAGAAUUGUGUCAGUUCGACUACUAAGGCGUAAGUUGUAGUGUGACAUUGUUUUGUCAUAAGUUUUUUGAUGAAAGUACAUUUAAAAAUGGCAUUUAGAACGACUUUUGAAAGGUUUUUGGGCGAUUUUAGGGAUUUUUCAGCGUUUCUUGAGUUGUAAAGAAAGUUUUUGCAUAGUUUUUAAAAUUUGUUUUGAUACAAUGAAAGAGCAUGCCAUUGUGUGUUAUGGCAUAAAAUUUUAUAUUAUGUGAGGGGCUGGAAAAAAAGUUAUGGCAGUUUGUAAGAUCUAAGUUAAACUGAUUUUUUAAAGCUUUUUAGACGAUUCUAUGGUCAUUUUUGAUGAUUUUUGAGCGUUUUUCGAGCUGUAAAGAAAGUUUUUGCGUAGUUUUUAAAAAUCUGUUUUGAUAUAUUGAAAGGGCAUGCCUUUUUUAACUUGUUUUAAUUUAAAAAUGACGCUUAAAAUGUGUUUUUAACGUGGUUUAGCUGAUUUGAAGGCCAUUUUUGGUGAUUUUUAAGCGUUUUUUGUUCUGUAAAGAAAGUUUUUGUAUAAUAUUAAAAAACUUGUUUUAAUAGAAUGAAAGGGCAUUCUAUUCUGUGUUAUGUCACAAAAUUUUGUGUUAUUAGAGGAUUUGUAAAAAAAGUUAUGGCACUAUUUUUAAGGGGAAUUUUCUCGUUUUUUUUAUUUUUGAUGGUUUUUUAAGCUGUAAAGAAAGUUUUUGCAAAAUUUUUGAAAAUCUGUUUUAUUGCAUUGGUAGGACAUGUCAUUGUGUGUUAAAUUGUAAAAUUUUAUGGGGUUACAAUUUACGUCAAAAAAGUUACGGCGCUUUUUAUAUGUUCAUCUCUUUUUGGAUUUGUAAAUAAAGUUCUUGCCAUUCUAUGGUCUGUGAAGAAAGUUCUUGCCAUUUGUUGUUUUGUAAACAAAGUUCUUGUCAUUUAUUGCUUUGUAAUGAAAGUUCUUGCCAUUUAUUGCUUUGUAAAGAAAGUUCUUGUUAUUUUUUGUUUUGUAAGGAAAGUUUUUGCCAUUUUAGGCCUUGUAAAGAAAGUAAUUAACAAUUUUUUCAAUUUCAGAGUCCUCGGCACCUGUAGCAAGAAAGCCGAAGAGGAGUUGUGCAAAGCCGGAGGGGAUAUUUGUGAGUUCGAAGUGGAUGGAUACUACAUUUCAAUUGGGAUCUGUGCCAUAAUUGGAGUGAUCUGGUACAAGAUCUUCUACAAACGGCUACAGAUGUUCCAGAAGAUUCCACGGUCUGAGUGGAGUGUCAUCAAGGCCAAAAAUUGA